Ochlerotatus camptorhynchus is the source of this 1688-nucleotide messenger RNA. RefSeq names its product Smu1 spliceosomal factor (gene Smu1). Lineage: Eukaryota; Metazoa; Arthropoda; Insecta; Diptera; Culicidae. Gene Ontology annotation, molecular function: protein binding. Gene Ontology annotation, biological process: mRNA splicing, via spliceosome. The record is from RefSeq and is a predicted model, not a curated record. The transcript is spliced from 2 exons. The coding region runs from base 95 to 1624 and encodes 509 amino acids. Gene Ontology annotation, cellular component: precatalytic spliceosome.
UGUUUUGGUUAAGGAAAAAUACUGAAUUUCACAGCAAAUUACCAACAAAAUUGUGAAUUUGUGACACGGGAAGGACCAAUAACAGUUAGCUGCCAUGUCCAUUGAAAUAGAAUCUGCUGACGUAAUCCGUCUGAUCCAGCAGUACCUAAAGGAAUCGAAUCUUCACAAAACGCUGCAAACCCUACAGGAGGAAACCGGCGUCUCGCUCAACACAGUCGACAGCGUCGAAGGGUUCGUGUCCGACAUACACAAUGGGCACUGGGAUACCGUUCUCAAGGCGAUUCAAUCGCUCAAACUGCCCGAUAAGAAGCUGAUAGACUUGUACGAGCAGGUGGUGCUGGAACUAAUCGAACUGCGUGAGCUGGGAGCUGCUCGGUCAUUGCUGCGGCAAACGGAUCCGAUGAUUAUGUUGAAACAGCAGGAAGCCGAACGAUACAUUCAUUUGGAGAAUAUGCUACAGCGAGCGUACUUCGAUCCGAGGGAAGCCUAUCCGGAGGGGGGAAGUAAGGAGAAGCGUCGCGCUGCCAUUGCGACUGCGUUGGCCGGGGAGGUUUCGGUCGUACCAUCGUCAAGGUUGUUGGCUUUGCUCGGACAGGCACUGAAGUGGCAGCAGCAUCAGGGACUGCUUCCACCCGGAACGACGAUCGAUUUGUUCCGCGGUAAGGCCGCCAUCAGGGAUCAGGAAGACGAAAGUUAUCCUACACAGCUGGCCAGACAGAUCAAGUUCGGUCAGAAGAGUCACGUCGAGUGUGCGUUGUUCUCGCCGGAUGGUCAGUAUUUGGUAACCGGCAGCGUCGAUGGGUUCAUCGAAGUGUGGAACUUUACGACCGGAAAGAUUCGUAAGGAUUUGAAGUACCAAGCGCAGGAUAAUUUCAUGAUGAUGGAACAGGCCGUGCUCGCGAUGUCGUUUUCGCGUGAUUCGGAAAUGCUUGCCACCGGAUCUCAGGACGGACAAAUCAAGGUGUGGAAGCUGCUGACCGGUCAGUGCUUGCGUCGGUUCGAAAAGGCGCAUUCCAAAGGAGUCACCUGUCUGCAGUUCUCUCGAGAUAACAGCCAAAUCCUGACCGCUUCGUUUGACCAUUUGAUUCGUUUGUAUGGAUUGAAAUCCGGUAAGAUGUUGAAGGAAUUUCGGGGUCAUACGUCGUUUGUAAAUGAGUCGAUUUUCUCCCCGGACGGACACAACGUGCUGAGUGCUUCCUCGGAUGGUUCGGUUAAAAUUUGGUCCCUCAAAACAACGGAAUGCAUUUCGACGUUCAAAGCGCUGGGCAGUGAUCUGGCGGUCAAUUCGGUGCUGAUGUUACCGAAGAAUCCGGAACACUUUGUCGUCUGCAAUCGGUCCAACACGGUCGUCAUAAUGAACAUGCAGGGACAGAUUGUACGUUCGUUCUCGUCCGGUAAGCGAGAGGGAGGUGCAUUCAUUUGCGCUACCAUUUCCCCGAGGGGUGAGUUCAUCUACUGUGCCGGUGAGGAUUUGGUGCUGUACUGUUUUUCGGUCACUUCCGGCAAGCUGGAGCGAACGCUGAACGUGCACGAGAAGGACGUGAUCGGGUUGACCCAUCAUCCGCAUCAGAAUCUGCUGGCGACGUACAGCGAGGAUGGAUUGCUGAAGAUGUGGAAACCGUAAGGCGGGGGCGUGGUUUUCUGUUAGGCUAAGUUGUAUGUAUGCUGUUGCAUAUAAGUAAUGGCAU